AUGAGUGCAACUCCACACCCGUUCAUAUAUUCAAUUGACCCUGAACCUGAAAGGACAUUUAGAGUUAGGAGAAGAGCCCAGAUAGCACAUAGGCAAAUUCCACUUCUAGAAAUUGAAGAAAUGGAGGAUUUAGGAAGUGUAAAUGGGAAUGAUGGGGUAGGAGGACCUGCAAGGAUAAGGGAACCACCUGUUAUAAAUGAUAAUGAUAGGUCCAUGAUGGACUUCAUCAUACCUGUGUUGGAUGAGUUAGAUCCAAGCAUCGCCCAACCUGUGAAUAGGGUGCCCUUCAAAUUAGAACCGGUAAUGUUCACCAUGCUUCAAAACAUGGGGCAGUUUCAUGGGUUGUUGAUGGAAGACCCACACAAGCAUCUUAGAAAUUUCAUAGAAGUGGCCAACACUUUUAGGAAUCCUAACAUCUCGGAUGAUGUAUUAAGAUUGAAGCUCUUCCCUCAUUCACUGGCUGACAAAGCCAAAGAAUGGUUGAACUCCCUUCCAUCCAACUCUAUAACCAAUUGGCACACCCUUGCUGAGAAAUUCAUUAUGAAAUUUUUCCCCUCUAAUAAGAUAGUGCAAACUAGAGGUGAUAUUGCUAACUUCAUGCAGAGGGAUGGAGAAACACUAGUGGAUGUGUGGGAAAGGUACAAGAACCUUCUUAAGCAAUGCCCAAAUCAUGGUUUGCCCUCUUGGGCAGUGUUACAAACCUUGUACAAUGGCCUAAAUACUCAAAACAGGGCCUUGGCAGAUUCUGCUGCUAAUGGCAUGUUUAUGACUAUGUCCUUUAACCAAGCCCAUGAGUUGUUAGAACAAAUGACUCAAAAUUAUGCCCAAUGGCCUGAAGAGAGAAAUCAGCCAAGGAGAGUGGCUGGUUUACAUGAGAUAGACCCUGUAACAGCUCUUUCAGCCAAGUUUGAUGCACUGUCCAAUUUGGUGAGAACCCAAGGACAAACCAUUGAGGCAAGAUUAUCCCAAUCCCAAGUUCCUGCACCUCAAAUACCUGUGACCCAACCUCAAGUUAACACAAUAAACACAAGUGUAACUUGUGUUUGCUGUGGUGGGCCCCAUUUGUAUGAUAGCUGCCCAUCCAACCCAGAAUCUGUGUUUUAUGUGGGAAACCAAAAUAGAAACCAAAAUAUUUUUCCCAAUAACUUUAACCAGGGAUGGAGGCAAAACCAACAGCCUCAAUAUUUUCAAGGGCAGAGGCAGCAAGCUGGUCAUUCUAAUGCCCAAACAAAAAUACCUUUUCCUACCCAGAAUUACCAACAAACUUCUAGGCAGCAAGCUGUUGUUCAACCUAGUGAGAUGUCUAUUGCUCCAUCCUCUUCUUUAGAAGCUUUGUUAAGGGAAUAUUUGGUUAAGAAUGAGACCAAGCAAAACAGCUUGGAAGCUGUUGUGCAAAGUAUUCCAGCAUCCCUAAGGAACAUAGAAUCCCAACUAGGCCAUUUAGCAAACACUAUGAAUACCAGACCUCCUGGUACCUUGCCUAGUAACAUUGAAGAACCUAGGAGAAAUAAAGAGCAAUGCAAUAUGAUAGAGCUUAGAAAUGGCAGAUCUGUAAAUCAGCCAGAAGCUGUGCAUUCUGUUGUUCAUAAUAGCCCCCAAGGGGUUGUGCACAAUAACUCUUUACCCAUUUUGGUCGAAUCAGACACUCAGCCCUCUAUAGAUGAGCCUUUAGGGAAUAAUUCCAUUGAAAAACCUACUCAAAAGGGUUCGACCCCUAAGCCAAAUAGUGAGACACCUGCUACUUCAAAAAGACCUCCACCACCCUUUCCUCAAAGGUUGCAAAAGCAGAAGCAAGAUAAUCAGUUUAGGAAAUUUCUAGACCUCCUAAAACAGUUGCAUGUCAACAUUCCAUUUGUUGAUGCAUUGGAACAAAUGCCCUCUUAUGUAAAGUUCAUGAAAGAAAUUCUUUCAAGAAAAAGGAGGCUAGAAGAGUUUGAGACUGUUGCUCUUACACAAGAGAGCAGUCAAUAUCUUCUUAGUAAGAUACCUCCUAAACUAGGAGACCCAGGAAGUUUUACAAUCCCUUGUACCAUAGGAGACCACUACAUAGGCAGAGCAUUGUGUGAUUUAGGUGCUAGUAUCAACUUAAUGCCUUUGAGUGUGUACAAAAAGCUGAAAGUAGGAGAGCCUAAUCCCACCACUGUCACAUUACAGUUGGCUGAUAGAUCUCUAGUUUAUCCGGAAGGGAAAGUAGAGAAUGUUUUGGUGAAAGUAGAUAAAUUCAUUCUACCUGCUGAUUUUAUAAUUUUAGACUAUGAGGAAGACAGAGAGGUUCCAAUUAUUUUGGGAAGGGCUUUCUUAGCCACUGGUGGGGCUGUCAUAGAUGUUAAGGAGGGUGAGUUGGUCAUGAAUGUGAAUGGGGAACAAGUAAAAUUUAAUAUUUUAAAAGCCAUGAAAUACCCAAGAGACAUUGAGGAAUGUUCUAGACUAGAUAUCAUUGACUGUGUAGUCAAAGAUAAAUUUUUGCAUGAGUCCUCAUUAGACCCUUUACAAAAUUCUGGUUUUGAGGGUCUAGAAAUCAGUCAAACUGAUUCUGAGGAGUUAAGUGGCUGA
Molecule: messenger RNA, 2553 nt
Organism: Gastrolobium bilobum
Lineage: Eukaryota; Viridiplantae; Streptophyta; Magnoliopsida; Fabales; Fabaceae
Exons: 2
Coding region: 1-2553 (850 amino acids)
Source: RefSeq, a predicted model, not a curated record